This is a messenger RNA of Centropristis striata (black sea bass), 3729 nucleotides long. Its product is annotated as synaptic vesicle glycoprotein 2C-like. The transcript is spliced from 13 exons. NCBI's taxonomy places the organism in Eukaryota, Metazoa, Chordata, Actinopteri, Perciformes, Serranidae. Bases 437 to 2626 code for a protein of 729 amino acids. Gene Ontology annotation, cellular component: membrane. Gene Ontology annotation, molecular function: transmembrane transporter activity. Gene Ontology annotation, biological process: chemical synaptic transmission; transmembrane transport. The record is from RefSeq and is a predicted model, not a curated record.
AGCCUCUUUCUUUCCUUGGACUGCAGCAGAGAAAACCGCUGCAUCGAAGAAGAAGAAACAAGAAAAUCUCUGCGCGAUGCUUUCUAUCUCUGUAGCUGAGUAGAGAGAGGAGAGAAACAAGGAAAGCACCGAGCUCUUCACCAUGCAUCAAUCCCUCUGCAGGCUGCUGGUGGUCUCUGACAGGACAGGGAGCUUUCCAAUCUGAGACCAACUGUAUCUAUUUCAGCACUGUCUGGCUGCUCCCAUCCAAUGGAAUUGGACAUCAUUACUUAAUCAUUAGCAUCCUGGCAGCUGGCUGGCUCCUAAUAAACUGCCUUAAGUCCUGCUCUGUCUGCUGAGCGGAGAAAGAAAAUAUAACUUUGUGUUGCACCUGGUGGAAUAAAAUCUCAAUAGAUUUGAAUUAAAGACUUUUCGUGCCAAAGUUCCUCGUGCCAAGAUGGAUGAAACACACAACAACAGGACUUCCUUGGCUAAAGGUGCCAAGGACAUCGCUAAAGAAGCCAAGAGGCAAGCUGCCAAAAACCUCAGCAAAGCUGUUGACCGAGCCUCAGACGAAUACUCCACCCACCGCAGCUACAACCGCUUCCAGAACGAGGACGAAGAGGAGAACAACUACAACACUUAUGGCGACAACGCGGCCAACGACGAGGACGGGGCCUCCAGCGACGCCACCGAGGGCCACGACGACGAGGACGAGAUCUACGAGGGGGAGUACCAGGGCGUGCCGGGCCACGGCGAGGGGAAGCUGCGGGACGGGCAGGUGGCGCUGGGCCAGCCGCUGUCCGACAGCUCAAAGAGCCGCAAGGAGCUGGAGAACGAGAGGCAGGCGGACGAGGAGGAGCUGGCCCAGCAGUACGAGCUCAUCAUGCAGGAGUGCGGCCACGGGAGGUUCCAGUGGCAGCUCUUCUUCGUGCUCGGCCUGGCGCUCAUGUCGGACGGCGUGGAGGUCUUCGUGGUGGGCUUCGUCCUGCCCAGUGCUGAGACGGACAUGUGUGUCCCAAACUCUGGUGCCGGAUGGCUCGGCAGCAUCGUGUACCUGGGGAUGAUGUUCGGAGCGUUCUUCUGGGGCGGCCUGUCGGACAAGCUGGGCCGUAAACAGUGUCUGCUCAUAUCCAUGUCUGUCAACGGCUUCUUCGCCUUCCUGUCCUCCUUCGUGCAGGGAUACAGCAUGUUCCUGCUCUGCCGCAUGGUGUCCGGCUUCGGGAUCGGGGGAGCCGUGCCGAUCGUGUUCUCGUACUUUGCGGAGGUUUUGGCUCGAGAGAAGAGAGGAGAGCAUCUGAGCUGGCUGUGCAUGUUCUGGAUGAUCGGAGGGAUCUACGCCUCGGCCAUGGCCUGGGCCAUCAUCCCACACUACGGCUGGAGCUUCAGCAUGGGGUCCGCCUACCAGUUCCACAGCUGGAGAGUCUUUGUGGUGGUUUGUGCGCUGCCGUGUGUCUCUGCAGUGGUCGCGCUCACCUUUAUGCCUGAGAGCCCACGCUUCUUCCUGGAGAUGGGUAAACACGACGAGGCCUGGAUGGUCCUCAAACAGAUCCACGACACCAACAUGCGAGCCCGAGGAGAGCCGGAGAGAGUCUUCACUGUGAACAGGAUCAAAAUUCCCAAACAGCUGGACGAGCUGGUGGAGAUGCAGAAUGAGUCAGCCAACCCUGUUCUCAAGGUCCUCUACAAGAUCAAGGCCGAGCUCAGAGGAAUCUGGUUGACUUUCAUGAGGUGCUUCGACUACCCGGUGAAGGACAACACUCUGAAGCUGGCUGUGGUCUGGUUCACGCUGUCUUUUGGCUACUAUGGGCUCUCUGUUUGGUUCCCGGACGUCAUCAAACACCUCCAGGCCGACGAGUACGCCUCCAGAGUGAAGAUCCACAACAACGAACGCAUCGAGGACUUCACCUUCAACUUCACUCUGGAGAACCAGAUCCACAGGAACGGACUCUUCCUCAACGACAGGUUCAUCGGUAUGAAGUUCAAAGCCGUCACGUUCAUCGACUCGUCGUUCCUCAACUGCUUCUUUGAAGACGUCUCCUCCGUCGGAUCCUUCUUUAAAAACUGCACCUUUGUGGAUUCUUUCUUCUACAACACGGACAUCGACGACCUGAAGCUGACCUCCUCCAGAGUGAUCAACAGCUCGUUCCACCACAACAAGACGGGCUGCCAGAUGACGUUUGACGACGACUACAGCGCCUACUGGGUCUACUUCGUCAACUUCCUGGGGACGCUGGCCGUGCUGCCCGGGAACAUCGUCUCCGCCCUCCUCAUGGACAAGAUCGGACGCCUCAGCAUGCUAGGAGGCUCCAUGGUGCUGUCAGGCAUCAGCUGCUUCUUCCUCUGGUUCGGCACCAGCGAGUCCAUGAUGAUCUUCAUGCUGUGUCUCUACAACGGCCUCAGCAUCUCCGCCUGGAACUCUCUGGACGUGGUCACCACCGAGCUCUACCCCACAGACCGCAGGGGCACAGGCUUUGGCUUCUGUAACGCCAUGUGUAAGCUGGCAGCCGUGCUGGGAAACCUCAUCUUCGGCUCGCUGGUCGGCAUCACCAAGGCCAUCCCCAUCCUGAUGGCGUCCUCGGUGCUGGUUGGCGGCGGGCUGGUGGGGCUCCGGCUGCCAGACACGCGAGCCAACGUCCUCAUGUAACCGUGGAGACGGACGGUGGCGGUUCACCAGGUGUUUACUCUCAACUACUCACUCAUGGACGGGUUUAUUUCAAUGUCACUGCACAGCUGCCAUUCUUCUCUUGUUUAUUAUUUGAUGAAUAAUGUUGAUUAUGUUCACAAACAAGUACAGGACACACGAGUAAAUACCUGGUGAAUUAACAACAUGGUCUCACAGGAAUCUGUGAAAUAGCCACGGAUUCGCUUAACUCAAAAUCCGUGGAAUAGCCACGGAAUCACUCAAAUUUCCGUGAAACUGACACGGAUUUGGCUACAAUGCAAGUUAAUGCCAGUCAUAUCCCGUGGCUAUUCCAACAUACAAAGUGAUUAUGUACAUUCACUGAGUGAAUAUUUAGAAAAUAAAACAUAUAUUUCUCGCUAGAAAUGUGAUCAAAAUCCAUUUUUAUGCAGAAUCUAAGUCAAAAUAUUGAUUUUUUUUUCACUAAAAAUGAGAGAACUGUCCUCCAUGUUUUUUGUUCUGACCGCCGGGACCUUGAAAGUCACGUGACUUGGAACAAACCAAUAGGAACAAAUAUUAACUUGCAUUGUAGCCAAAUCCGUGUCAGUUUCACGGAAAUUUGAGUGAUUCCGUGGCUAUUCCACGGAUUUUGAGUUAAGCGAAUCCGUGGCUAUUUCACGGAUUCCUGUGAGACCAGGUUCUGAAUUAAACAUGAUAAUGAAAUGCAGUUUUACGUCACAAUGAGCUGUGGAUAUGUAGAGUUAUAAGACGUCGAUAGAAAUGUUAGAAAUGUGCAAAGUGCAUUCCUGCAGGAACUCAGAAACAAAGAUAAAUAAAUAAAACUCUGUAUAUCUGCAGCUCUCUAACUGUUUCACACAUGCAGCUCACACAUGCAUGUGUCAAAGCUGCAAAAGGCUCGAACGUCUGACAAACUUCACCUUCCUCAUCCUCUUCAGUCACAUUAAAGAUAAAAACUGACAUUUUUUGGAAACACUAGCAGCUGUUUAGUAGAGCUUAACGUCUGGAAGCAUUUUGGUGGAACAACUAAACUGUUUCUGGCCAAAGAUACAUCUACAAAACCUGGAGCCACUCAGAUUGUUUUAUUUAUUACAAAUAUAUUACUUACG